GCUCGAGCCAUUGGGUCCAGGCGCCGAGCGGGCACGCCGUGGCGCCGCGCCGACCGUCCCCGCCGACGCACGGCCCCUCCUCGGAGCACCCCGCGGCGAACCUUGCGGCGCUCCGAGCCGAGCGCGAAGGCGCGCGCCAAGGCGCGCCGAGCGGGCCUAUCGGGUCCGCGGGCGCCUUUCCCUGCGGAGCUCGCGCCGUCUCCGCCCUGCCCAGCGCGCCCGCGCAUUGCAGCGGGCCUCCGGGACGCCAUGGAGAGCGCUGCAGGCGCCGAGGGGGGCCGGCCCGCGCCGCUGCGCGUGAGGGUGGCGGGAGGCGGGCCCGCGGGCCUGGGCUGCGCCAUCGGGCUGGCGCGCCAGGGGCACGAGGUGGACGUCUUCGAGCGGCUGGACGCGCCGCUGGUGCGCGGCCUCGUCUCGGGGAGCAGACAGUGA
This is a messenger RNA of Prorocentrum cordatum, 432 nucleotides long. The record is from the annotation of a GenBank genome assembly. NCBI's taxonomy places the organism in Eukaryota, Dinophyceae, Prorocentrales, Prorocentraceae.